AUGGAUCCAUCGAAGCGCAUCUGCCUGAAAAACCUGCCGGAGGGGUGUACCAAGCGUGAAAUCGCCGAACUGGUGCGCAAUCGCACAGGCACACCAAUCCACAGCAUCGACCUCGGCCUCGACCCCGACGGACAAACGCGGCGCUAUGCCCAUUUCUCCUGCGAAGGCGCGAAGCAUGUUCUGGAUGUGCUGAAUGGUGGAGUAGCGCUGCGCAACUCCACCAUCUAUGCCCAUCCCGCCAAGAUGCACUACUCGUUCCGCUACGCUGAGGCUCGUCGCAAGCGAGAGCGAGAGGAAGCGGAGGAGAAAGAACAGCUAGAGGCUUUUUGGGCUGCCUCGAGGCAGCGCUUUCUGGAUCGCACCAACGGGGGAGAGCUCCCGAAGAACAAAGCCCCCAAAGACUUCUACGCGUCAAAGCGCAAGUACGCACGUAUUGCAGCAGAGAUCGCUCAGAUGUCGCGCAAUGUGCACGCCGCCGCGGGAGGUGAUGUCUAUGCCGAGCACCCACGCGGCGCCACCCGCACACAGGCAUCCUUCUCAGGUGCAGACUGUAGAACGAAUAGCACGCAACGAGCUGCUUCCAGGGAUCAGUCCACCUUAGAUGGUGGGUUUGCCGCGACUGGUGAACCACGUCGAACAACCGCAGGCGGUGGUGCUGUCAAGGCAGCAAAGAAGCGCGCACCGCGGCCCACAGCUUCCAGGUCGAAAGCGCCUGUUGCAGCACCACCACCGCCGCCGCCGCCGCCAGAGCCCACGAAAGAGGAGCGCAAGCUGAGCGGCCUGCAGGCGAAGUUAGCUGCGCUGAAGGAGAAGCUGAAGCAGUGA
Molecule: messenger RNA, 825 nt
Organism: Leishmania braziliensis MHOM/BR/75/M2904
Lineage: Eukaryota; Euglenozoa; Kinetoplastea; Trypanosomatida; Trypanosomatidae
Exons: 1
Coding region: 1-825 (274 amino acids)
Molecular function (GO): nucleic acid binding
Source: RefSeq, a predicted model, not a curated record